AUGGCGGAGAAUUUCUCAACCAUGAUCUCAACAAGUUCUUACAGGAUCAUGACAUCAUACAUCAUCGCUCUUGUCCAUAUACUCCCCAACAAAAUGGGGGUGGCUGAGCGAAAGAAUCGACAUUUACUGGAAGUGUUUCGUGCCUCCCUCUUUGGUGCCAACAUGCCUCAGUCAUUUUGGGGAGAUGUCAUCAUCUUUGUAGCUUACCUUACUCAAUCAGACUCCUUUAAGUACCUUGAAUUUCCAAACUCCUUUUCAAACACUUCACCACCAUAUCUAAAUACCUCCGACCCCAAACCUUAA
This is a messenger RNA of Prunus armeniaca (apricot), 303 nucleotides long. Lineage: Eukaryota; Viridiplantae; Streptophyta; Magnoliopsida; Rosales; Rosaceae. The record is from the annotation of a GenBank genome assembly.